Molecule: messenger RNA, 450 nt
Organism: Diaporthe amygdali
Lineage: Eukaryota; Fungi; Ascomycota; Sordariomycetes; Diaporthales; Diaporthaceae
Product: EthD domain-containing protein
Exons: 2
Coding region: 1-450 (149 amino acids)
Molecular function (GO): oxidoreductase activity
Source: RefSeq, a predicted model, not a curated record
AUGGGCAGACCGCCGCGCCUAUUCAGCGUGACAAUCUGCGCCACGCGCAAGCCAGGAAUGGGCGAGGACGAGUACCAUCAGUACAUAAGCGAGACUCAUGCGCCGCUCCUCAAGAAACUCCUGGUUGAAAAGAAAAUCAUUGAUUAUACAAUGCAACACAAUACGUCAGCCCUGAUGAAGGAUCUACCCAAACUAUAUCCCAAUCUUCCAGUAGUCAACCACUCGCCUUAUGAUGCACUAGUCACCAUUGUUUUCCGGGACCCUCAGGAUUACAUUGACGUCAAGAAUGAUCCACAUUUUGUGAAUGUGGUUAAUCCUGACCAUAAAAACUUUUCCGGCCCGGAAGGGACACACAUGGCGUAUGGCUGGUUUGAGAAGCAUGUGGCUGAGGGAAGGUUGAUUGAGGAAGCCCCAAGAGACUCAGGCUUUCUUUCAUGGGAUAGAACGUAA